This is a messenger RNA of Bombus impatiens (common eastern bumble bee), 2244 nucleotides long. RefSeq lists its product as uncharacterized. NCBI's taxonomy places the organism in Eukaryota, Metazoa, Arthropoda, Insecta, Hymenoptera, Apidae. The record is from RefSeq and is a predicted model, not a curated record. The transcript is spliced from 3 exons. Bases 183 to 1556 code for a protein of 457 amino acids.
UGCGGUCAUCGAUACACGAGCAGAAACUGAGCUGGAACAGCAGGAAUAUCAACGUGAUAGACGGAACGGAUGAAUUGAACUACGCGCGAUUAUUUAAAUCUUCUUUAUGUAUCUUUAAAGCAGAAGUUAUGUUUCAUUUGCCAAUGAUAUUGUAUAGAGUGAUUUGAGUUAUAAGUAUUGGUAUGGAAAAACAUUUUGCAUCAUUAAAAUUAUUAGAUUCGGACACUGAUUGGAAAAUAACAGAAGAUGUUAAUUAUUCGCAAACACCAUCUUCUCAACGAAUCUCCAUAAAACAGAUGUAUCAAUCUGAAACUCAGCCUAACUUGAUUAGACAAUACGACCACAUUUUUAAUGAACAUGUAACUGCAAGACCAGUGGAAACGUCCGAAAUUAAGCGAACCGAUAAUAAAACUUUUAACGAGCAUCAGAUGAUAACAGAACCUUGUUUCGACUCGUUUACAUCUCUUAAUAGGCAAUUCUGCAAAAAUAGCAAUAUAUUACAAGCACCAAAAUUUAUACCAAACAAACCAUUAAAUGAGAUACUAUUCGAUGAAGUUGAAAAUGUAAAUCCUACAAAUGUAUCCCGAUUUUCAUUGCAUUGCCCAGCAGCAAAUGCAAAUACAAUAAAUCAAGAAGAUCAUUUUCCUUCUGUACAGCUGAGAAAUUGUGAGAAAACAACUGCUGAAAUUAAACCAAACAGUGAUACAAAAAUUAUAAAUAAAAAGACAUAUCAAGACAUAAAAAAUAAAUGUAGGCCACUAGUAUUAAAAAACAAAAUUUCUCCAAAAAAGAAGAUAAAUAUGUGUUACUGUGGUUGUUUAACUUUGAGCAUAUUACCAAUAAUUGCAGUAAUAAUUGCAAUGUUUUUAAAUUUGAAUAUACCUACAGUUUGUAAUCGUGAAACGUUUUUCUUAAAUGCUACUCAAGAAUUACAGCAAAAGAUAAAUGGACAAAGAAAUGCAAUGUCACAAAUUACAACUCAUUUAAAUCAGGAUAUUUUCUAUUUAAAAGUUUUAUGUCUUAUAGGUGGAACAGGCGUUGGGAAAUCUUACACUGCUCAAAUCAUAGCAAAACAUUUUCCUCUGAAAGAGAAAAUUUUUAUAUAUGAUAUAUUGUUGAACCAUCAUACCGAUGCAUACUUGUCAAAUUCACUUGAUUUGUAUCAGUUAAUUAUACUGGAAAAUUUAAAAAUGCAAAAUUUAGAUAUUUUUUCUAAUAUAAUAGAUGUAUUAAAUCAAACAAAACCUAAAUGUGUCACCGUAAUAGCAAUUUUCAACAUAGAAGAAGUGAACAAUAAUCUAGAACGAAAAAUAGAUUUAACACAAAGCAUAAAUACGAUUCGCGAAGCACUGGUCCAUAAAAAGAUUGAUAGUUUAAUUGUUCCUUAUGAGCCUUUAAACGAAGAAGCAUUACAAAUGUGCAUAGUUGAGGCGGCAACAAACAGUGGUUUGACACUUACAUUGGAUCAAGUAAAUGAAGUCAAACAAAAUUUAUUACUUUUUGGCAGUGGCUGCAAAGGGGCAUAUGCUAAGGUACAAGUUGUUGGUAGACUCUAAAUUUAAUGUAAUAAUUUAUUUAUCUUUACAUAUAUGUUCCUUUUUCUUUAAAAUAUAGAAAAUUUUCAAGACUAAAAUAUUAGCGUUAAUUAUUCAGAAAAAAUAAAUGUACAAAAUUAUAAUAUCUUAAAAGCUUAUUAUAGGUUUCAAUGUGAUCUUAGAUUUAGUCUUAAGUAUUACAGAUGUUAUUGAGAUAUUAACCUUUUUAAACUAAUUAUUAUAUGAUCAGUGAUAUUUAUGUCAACUAUUUUCGCUAGAAUUUUAUACAAAGUGUAGCAUUAUCACAUCUAUAAUGGUUGAUUGGAAAAAGGAAAUACUAUACGAAUUGCAUAAAAAAUAAUUAUUUUGAUACACUAAAUACAAAUAUGUAAAUCAACAAUUAAAAUAAUAUAAUAAAAGAGUAUCAAAGUAACUAUAAUAUUAUAAAUUAUAUACGUAUGUUAUAAGAACAAUUUUAUUUGAAAAGCAGAGCCAAAUUUAAACAUUUCAUACUUUUAAUAAACUGUCAUUUUUAUCAUUAUAUUUUAUUAUAACAUUUUUUAAUACUUCAUACAUUUUUAAAUAAUAAAUCAUAGUAAAUACCCUCGAUCACUUUUUAUUACACAUAUACAUGUCUUAGUUUUCAAAAUACAUUCAACACAAACACCAAGUUUACACAGUUUAAACUGCUAGCUAAAGCUGUUAUUUA